CCAACCAGAGGGCGGGUUGUUUUGUUUUUUGUUGCCUUCGUGUGCCACGUUCAGGCUGGAGAUGGGCAAGCUUUCAUCAAAACCCCCCAACGGUCCCUGCCACCACGAGUACACUUUGGAGCUCUGAUCGAAUAAAUUCGGCCGUUCCCCUCUCCGGUUAGGUAAUGCCACCCCCAAAAGUGUCUCAUCCCAUCUCAAGAAACAUAAGAAAGACAAAUACCCUAUACAACUCUCUCGCGGAAAUUUUCUCUUAAACAUCGAGACCGCCCCAAUAAGACCGUAUUCCGUGCAGCAAGAACUCGUUUGCGGCGAGGGGGGAAAAAUAAACCCAAGUACAAUAACCGUGCUCAACACCCCUCUCGGUAUACCUCACAUUAUUUCCCGGGAUUUCGUCAAUAAUCAAUGACAUAAUGGCAUACCAGCGGGACUCGUCGGCCUACAGUCACGAGGAGGACGACGACCUCCGUGGGGCUGCACAUGUAGCAUCCCGCCACGCCGGCGAAUCGGGCGACGUCAGCCUCUUCAGUUCCAUCCUGGACACGAUCGGUCAGAGGAAGCAAAAGGAUGAGAUUGAUAUUGAAGACGUCGACGAGGCUGCGGCCAUCAGGAACCACAAGAAAUACUUUGCGGGUGACGACCAAGAUGGCGACGUCGACGAGCAUGGUAUGGGGUCUGCCGCAGUCAUGCAAGCCCUCAAGAUGUUCACCGGGCAUGGUGGUCCUGCCGUGGGCGGAGGUGGCGUCUCUGGUACCCACCAGAACGAGUUCAUCGGCCUUGCCUUGGGCGAGGCGAGUAAGCUCUUCGACAAGAAGGCAUCCCAAGGUAAAGUCCCAGAGGGUGCAUCCAAAGAGUCAGCUCUUAUGCAGGCUGGAGAGAUGGCGGUGAAGUUCUACAUGAAGUCCAGGUCGGAUGCUCCGGCCACCGGACCUGGGGGUGCGAGUGGACUCAUGGGACUUGCUUCGCAGUUUCUGAAGUGAAUCGGGUCACUCUUUGAAAAGUCAUGAUGUCAGCGCUAGAUUGGGAUAUAUUUACCAGAUUUGAGUUUGGGAGUGUAUUCAGUCGCUACCACGUACAUCCCAGCUUCAUAAACUUGUCUUUUGUCCAUUCGAAUAUACGCCGUACGCGGUACGGAGUAAACAAUUACUUUGCGGCA
Molecule: messenger RNA, 1153 nt
Organism: Pyricularia oryzae 70-15
Lineage: Eukaryota; Fungi; Ascomycota; Sordariomycetes; Magnaporthales; Pyriculariaceae
Exons: 4
Coding region: 411-977 (188 amino acids)
Source: RefSeq, a predicted model, not a curated record